AUGGCGAAUGGAGGGGAGGUUAUGCCCGAUGGCCAAGUUGUUCUCGAGGAGGAGAUAGAUGAAAACUAUGAGCCUACUGAGCAAGAAAUUGUCGAGUAUGCUCAGUGGCUUGGGAUUGACACCGAGACAGAAAAGGAAUUAUUUUGGAUUGCACGCGAAGGCUUGAAGUCUCCUCUUCCGGACGGGUGGAAGCCAUGCAAAACUCCCACUGGAGACAUUUACUAUUUCAAUUUCAAUACGGGGGAAAGCAUUUGGGACCACCCCUGUGAUGAACACUAUCGAAAGGUGUACCAAGAUGAAAAGGCCAAGCUUGCCACCAAAACCAGACAGUCCUUCGGGUCGGAGCUGCGGACUGGGCUCCUCAAGCGCACUGGCGCCGAAACCAAAGUGCCUAGCCCGCUAGGUCUCAGCAGCUCCAAGGCAUCGGACUACAUACUUGAAAGCUCCGGUUACGAGCAGCAGGGCGAUUUGAACGGCGGUGACGCCUCGAAUAGCAGCAGCAGCGGUGGCGGCAGCAGCCAUGGCGUUAAGCUGGGCAGUAAGGGCAGCGGCGGGGACAGCAAAGGGACUGGGGUUGCGCCGCGCAUUAGUUGGGGCGCCACGCCUGGUGGCGCAGCAGAGGCUGAUAAGGCCAAGACAGCUGUCCAGCAGGAUGAGCAGAAGGACAGAACCGUAAAGAAGGAUGAUCAACUGGAGGAAUCCUCCUUGAAGAGCUUCUCGUCCAGUGUCAGCUCCCUGACAGCUGCCGUCAAUGAGCUGGAGUUGCCGGAUGAGGGCGGCCGCGGUGCCAGUGGCAGCAAGGUCGCGACCACAGCUACUACCAGCACGCAGCAGCCAGGAGCGAAGGUUUCCUCCAGCGGGACAGGGCCCUUGCGCAUGACCACCAGCGGCGAGCCGCCAACGCCGGAUCUGCCUGCCAUGGGCGCCUCGCGCACGGGUGGCACGAACCCAGGCGACGGCACGGGUCCGGGCGUGGGUGCAGCACCAGCGGCAGGAGCGGCAUCACGCUCGAGUCAGGGUGCUUUUGGCUUUGUGGCGCCUCUGGGGGCGCAGAACGCCUCCGCCGGCAGCCGGGGGACGUCGGCGGGCAUGUCGUCCCUGCGCCGCAGCAAGAAGUACGACGACGAGUUUGCGGACUUUGACCUGGUGGACGAGGACGAGAUCGAGGAGGGCGUGCCGGAGGAGGUGGGGCCCCCCGGCGGCCGCGUCAGUACCGAGCUGACGCCGACGGCCUCGGCCAAGCUGAUUCCGCCCAGGGGUCCAGCCGCGGCUGCUGCCGGCGGGGUCGUUGCCACUGGUGGCGGCAGCGGCCUGAACAGCAGCCGAGACGGCGCCGGCGGCGACGCGUCUUCGCCGUUGGUGUUGACGCACCAUCGGCGCUACCCUUCAGACCACGACAACGAGGACCCACAACCUGCAACAACGCAGCGUGAGCCGACCGCGUCGGGGCCAGCCUUGCGCGCAGUAAGCCCCGUCCAGCAACAGCAGCCACAGCCGGUGCUGCAGGUGCAGCGUCAGGCGUCAGCGCCGCGGACGCUGCCAGAGCUGGAGCAGCGGCCUGCUGGGGGAGCAGGAGGCGGCACAGCCGCCGGGGGCGUCGGUGGCUCGGGAGGCGGCGGCGGAUACAACCGCGAGGCGGAGGACCCGCAUGGGCUGCACCACCGUGAUGAGGACGAGCUGAUGCGGCGUACGGCAGCGAGCGAGGCGGAGAUGCGGCGGCGGGAGGAAGAGCGGCUGGGCCAGCUGCAGGAGGCCCUCAGCCGGCAGUACGAGGACGCCAAGGCGCAGCUGCAGAAGCAGGCAAGGGACAAAUGCGAGGGGUGCAGUGGUGGUGGCGCGAGAGCUGUGGAUGCGGAGCUGGUUACGGAGCGUGAGCGGCUCCGUGCCCAGGGCAUGGCUAAGCUGCAGGAGCAACUGUCGGAGAAAUCGCUUGAGCUAAGCAGGCUGGAGAGGGAGCUGGCUUCCAAGAAAGCUGAGCUUGUGGACUUCGAGGCCCGCACUCGGGAGCAGAAGCGGAUCGUGGAGGACAACCAGCGGGAGCUGUCCGCCAACACGCAUACGGUCGCCCUGGCCGCUGCGGAGAUGGAGCUCCGGGGCAAGCGCGCUGAGCUGUCGGAGGUGAAUGCGCAGCUGCUGGCCAAGGAGGGCGAGUUCACCGCACUGGCCAGCAGCGCUGCGGGGAAGGCGGCGGAGCUGCGCGACAAGACUGCGCAGCUGGAGGUGGCCAAGGAGCAGCUCGCCCUGGCGGAGGCGAAGCGGGCCUCGGCGGACUCGGAGUACCAGGAGCAACAGAUCCGCAUCCGUACCCUCCGCGCGGAGUCGGAGCAGCUCACUGCGCAGGUGGCCUCCACUCAGGCGACCCUCAGCCGUCUCACUUCUGAUCUACGGGACAAGGAGGAUGACCUGGCGGCGCUAAACAAGCAGCUGGCGACAAAGCAGGCAGAGCUCAAGGAAGUUGUCAUGGAGCUGUCUACGUCCCGUACCGCCCUGCAGUCCAAGGAAAUCCAAGUGGUGGAGCAGCUCAAGAGUGCGGCGACCCUGGAGUAUGAGGGCCUGCAGAAACAGCUCGAGGCCGCUCGCGGUGCACUGGAUGCGGCCCGUGGUCAGUUGGCCACCGCCUCAGCGGAGCUCACCCGGACUGAAGCGCAGUGCAGCGCCCUCAAGGUAAUAGCUGUGGCUACCCAGCGCAUCCAGUUGGAGGCGGACGUGGCGUCUCGCUCCGCCGAGCUCGACGACAUGCGAUCGCAGCUGCUGGCCUGUCAGGCGGAGUUGCGCUCCGUGAGGAACGAGCUGGCGGAACGCUCCACGGCGCUGGAGUCCGUGGCGACGCAGCUCCUGCGGCGGCAGAAGGAGUUGGCGGACACGGACUCCAUGUUUGCGGCGGUGGCGGACCAGAGCAAGGACUUGUUGCAGCUGAAGCGCAGUCAGAUGCAACGCAAUGUGGAGGAUGCGGUGGAGCUAGAGCGCCGUACAUUUCUGGCGUCACGCAUGGCGACCAUGCGAGCGGAUGUGGAGGCGCAGGUCGCCUCCGAGCGUGAGGUCUACCGCCACCGGCUGCUGCAGCAACAGCAGUCGCCAUCGUUGGCGUCUUCGCACAGCACAACGGCCGUACCGCAAACCGGCCGCGGCACCGCUGACGAGCCGCAGGGCACCCUCGUCGGUUUGCUCUCCGACGGGGCCGCACCCAAUGGCACCACCACUUCUCCACAGCUGCUGCCGCCGCCGGCCAACCUGACCGCCUCCACCGCCCUGUCACGUGGCACCCUGCCUGUCGGCGCCUCCAUUACCACCCUCGGCGAUGAUCUCCGUGCCUCCACUUCCAUCUGGGCUGGGCCCAUGCCGGCGCUCAGCCCCAAGCUGCCUGGAUCAUUGCAGCAAGGUGCCUUGGGCGGCGGAGGCGGAGGCGGCUCCGUCUACUCAGGCGCUCCCCCGUACGCCAAGAUGCCAAGCCACCACAUUCCGCCGGCCCUUGUCCUGCCGUCAGACUCGCAACUUGCGUCGCAGCAACAUUCCGCGCCGUUGCCAGGGACGGCGGCGGCAGGGCUGUACGGGCUGCAGCUGCAGUACGGGAUGUCGGGUGCAUCGCCUGCCGACCUGGCGGCAGCACAGUACGCGGCGGCGAUGGCGGCGCAGAGCGCGGCUGUGGCGGCUCAAAGCGCUAAUGCCAACCUGCCUGAGCUCGUCAGUCUGGCGGAGAACCUGCACCGGAGCCUGCAGCUGCUGCUACCGCGUAAGAUUGGAGAGGGAACGGACACAGAACGGAGGAAAGGGGAGGGAGUUUUAAUCAAUAAAUCAACGACGUAUUGGGGAGUGGCAAAGGAUGAAGACGCGGGAGAGCGCAUGGACGGUACUCCUCGGGUCCUGGGAGUCGGCGGGCCCGUCGCCUCCCAGGCCAGCAAGCAGCCACCUGGCGGCUCCACCUCGCCGCAGCGGACCCGCCACGCCAGCUUCUUGCAGCCGGGGCAGUUGCCGCCUCAGCCUAUUGACUGGAACACUGCGGUGCUCCCACCAGCCGCUGCUGAGGACCCGGUGCUGUCUAGGGCGUGGGUGUACCUGAAGCUCCAGAAGGCCUACUUGAAGGAGCGCUCCACCAUCCUGCAGGCGGCGAGGAACGACUGGAAGGAGGACCUGCGUGCCGUCAUGUCCAGUCCGGGUCCGGGGAACGAGGAGCGGCUGGCGGUGCUGCAGAGCGCCAAAGCGGGCCUGGAGGAGCAGGUGCACCGCCUGAAUGAGGACAGCAAACAGCUUCAUCGAAUGCGGGAGCAGCUGCAGGCCCUUUCCACCAAGACCGCGCCGUCAGGGGCAGCGGCUACGGGCAGUAGUACUAGUGCCGGUGGCGGCGGUAACGGCCCCAGCGCGACAGUGGGUACCGCUACGGGCGUCCCUAGCCCCGCCGCCGCCGGCCGCAUCCCCGGUCUCAAUCGUCAGGGCUCCCCGGGGCGCGGCGUGUCGCCGCCGCCUUCGGGCGCGAUGGGAGGUGCUGGCGGCAGCAGUGGCGGCGGCAGCAGCGGAAAUAACGUUGACCUGGCGCGCUCGCUGUUGCAGCAGCACAGCGCCUGGCUCAAGAGCUUCACUCAGCAGUUGUCUACCGUGUGA
This is a messenger RNA of Volvox carteri f. nagariensis, 4596 nucleotides long. RefSeq lists its product as uncharacterized. Lineage: Eukaryota; Viridiplantae; Chlorophyta; Chlorophyceae; Chlamydomonadales; Volvocaceae. Bases 1 to 4596 code for a protein of 1531 amino acids. The transcript is spliced from 23 exons. The record is from RefSeq and is a predicted model, not a curated record. Gene Ontology annotation, molecular function: protein binding.